AUGACAUCGGAGGCCCAGGCUUCGAAUGCGGCCGGUGCAGCUUCAAACGAAAAUGAUGCAACGGCACUGCAACUGGAGGGUGCAACAAUCGGGGAUGUGGAAGGGAUUUCGGGGAAUAUGGAGGAGCAGGGUGCUGUUGGCGGAACCGGCAACAAUAAAGAGGCAUCUCCAACUCGUGCCAAUGCGACGGCCUUCGUGCCAGACGAUUAUUCCAGAGAAUACAACGAGAUGUGCAACAAGUAUAAAAUGCAGUGUGUCGAAACGAAAAGGCCAGUCUGCUGGUUUAUUGAACAUUUCCUGCACCACAAACAAUUGGAAAAACAGAAUGACCAUUUGGAGGAGGUUAUACAGCACUGGAUCCAAGAAUGUAAUAGCGUGCGAGAGUCGUUCCGAAAAUUCCGGAGUGAAAAGUCGGCCCGCUGUGAGCAGUUCGAACGCCGUGCCUUGAACUUGGAAAUGCAGCUGAUGACGACCACGCAGCGCUCGCAGGCACGUGAACUGCACCACCAGCAGCAGUUGGAGCAGUCCAACGAGAAGUGGGAGGAGAAAUUAUCGCAGCUCACUAAGAGGGCAGAAAGAGCCGAGGAAGAGAAGGACAACGCUGUUUGCCGAUAUGCGAGCCGCGAAGCGGAAGUAAUGCGCUUGCAGGCGCAGCUGCAUCAGCUCCAAGAGGAGAAAAACAAAUUGGCGGCCGAGAAGAAUGCAGUUCUGAAGAGCACGAAGUUCGAAAACGUGGAAAAUUUGGUAAGCGUUUUUCUCGUUAUCACAGUGAGGCGUUUUUGGGAGGAGAGGGGUCAGGCCAUUUUGGCCCAAGAAAGAAUGCAUUUCGAAUUGCAGAAGAAUUCGCUAGCCCAGGUGGAGAAGCAGUUGGCAGAUGAAAAACGGGCAUAUAUUGAAUGUGAGGAGGAGUGCAGAGAAACAUACAAGCGCCUGGAAGCUAAUCAGACAGCACAGACCGAACUGCGCUCUCGUUUGGAGUGUGUGCAAUCACAGCUGGCGCAGGAACAGGCGGAAAAGAAGAUGUGCAAGGAAAAACUGAAGCGGGCGCAAAUAUCUUUAAAGGCUAUGGAGCAGCAGUGUGCAGAAGAGGCAGAUAUAGCGAGAAAGCAACGCCGCGAACUAGAGGAACAAUAUAAGAAUGUGUAUGAGGAAUUGACACACCUAAGGUUGUCGAUUAUUCAGUUUUUUCUUUUUAAUGUAAUUUUUCUACUUUCAUCAUGA
Molecule: messenger RNA, 1221 nt
Organism: Gongylonema pulchrum
Lineage: Eukaryota; Metazoa; Nematoda; Chromadorea; Rhabditida; Gongylonematidae
Source: the annotation of a GenBank genome assembly